Plasmodium cynomolgi strain B is the source of this 4671-nucleotide messenger RNA. RefSeq lists its product as hypothetical. Bases 1 to 4671 code for a protein of 1556 amino acids. The transcript has 4 exons. The record is from RefSeq and is a predicted model, not a curated record. NCBI's taxonomy places the organism in Eukaryota, Apicomplexa, Aconoidasida, Haemosporida, Plasmodiidae.
AUGUAUGCGGACCGAAUCCGAGUGGCCUGCUACGGGGACAAGAAAAUCCCCAGCAAGCUCAAGUACUUUUUCAAAGAAGACCUGUAUGAGCUGUCCGACGUGAAGCUGGACGAGCGAAUCAACCUGCUGCGAAUCCACCUGAAGUACGUGUUCUAUGACAAUCCCUUAUCUGAGAAAGUCACAAAGUAUCGCCGUCGGGACCUCCUAGGGCGCGCCACGACUAGGGUCCCUCCCCCCGGGGGAGCGGAGAGGGGGGAAAACCAAAGGGGUGCGCAACGUGAUUUAGUGGAGGAAGAUAAUCCCAAGAGUGACCACAACAGCUCGAUGGAGCACGCGCAGCGGGAUGCUACUCCCAGGGGACACUCCUCCAUCCCCGAUAAAAAAGUGGGCAAGCACAAAAAGAGCCUCAUAAGCGAGUUCAAGGAGGUGUUCAGAAAGGGCGUAGGCAAUGUGGACAGCGCGGUUAGAGCAGCGGGGCUCGGCGGCACCGUGGGUGAGCACAUGGGCCAAGGCGUGCUCGGGCCAGACAAAGAUCACCUACAAGACAGCUGCCUAGAGGGCAGCCUAAAGGAAAACUUCCUAAAGGAGGACAGCCUAAAGGAAAACUUCCCAAAGGAGGACUACCUAAAAGAGGACAACCUACAGGAUGAUGGCCUGCUGGACGACGGCAAUUUCGUGAGCGAGAGCCCCACCAAGACGGCCUCCAACGACCUGUCCACGCGCGCUGGUCACAGCAGCCGCGGAGACCACCUGGGGGAGUUCCCAGACGAGCGAGACAAAAUCACGUUCCUUCUCAAAUGCUGCCUCAUGAAUAAGGAAAGUUACUUCGCGGUUUACUUUUACAACCUGGCUAACCUCAUCAAGUUCCUCUUCGAGCGAAGGAGCUCCUUUUACCAGGAGGAGCAAAAAAAAAACAAAAAUGAUAAAAAUGUGAAGAAAAACAACACCAAUAUUAGCAAGUACCUAUCGCUGCAAAAGAAUAUUAUGAAAUUGGGAUAUAAGAAAAAUUUUUCCAAAAAAAAAAAUCAAAAAAAAUUAUCUUCCACAUUGUCAGAGCCUUCGGAUGGAAAAAACAACAACUACAGUUUUUACCAGCACAACGAUUUCUACAUAAACGUUGCAAACAUUUUUAAACUCUCAUUUGUCAUUUUAAAAAAUAUAAUAAAUAGCUACAAAACAGACAAAUUAUUCGAACAGAGAAAUGCAAAAAAGGUUUACUUGCUUAACUUCUUUCUUCAUUAUUUGGAAGAAAAACAGUUUGAAAAAAAUAUACAAAAGGAAGACACUCAGCAAGUGAAAAAUGGGAAGAAAAAUGUCUACCACACUUUCCCAAUAUAUCAUAUAAAAUUUUUUUCAAAAAAUAACGAAAAAGAAAAAAAUAACCUACUUAUAAGCAUUAUGAAUAAAAUCACCAAUUUGUGUUAUCGAAAAUACGGCAACAUUGCCUUGAUUAAUAAAUUCUUUUUGGCAAUUAUUUUAUUUGAAAACUCAAAAUGCAACAAGUCCUUGAAAAUUUUAAAAAAAAUCAUUCAAAAAUGUAACCACGAUUUUGUUAUCUUUUUCUGUAUGCAACUUAUUUCUUUCCACAAGGUGAACAACCAAUUUUAUCAUUUCUGCUCCUCCUUUUUUUUAUCCAACAAGUACACCCCUAUUUGUUCCUUCAAAGAUAUUAAUAUCAAUUUUGCCAAGAUUAGCCAUUAUCAGGAUUACCUCUUUUUUCUCCACACGAAAAAUUCCCUCCUACAAAUUGAGCAGAACAAAUGUUAUGGCAACGAUUUUUUUUCUUCCCUCGACAAGGACAUCGUUGUGUCUUAUCGCAACGUAAUGUACCAUGUCUUGAAAUCCGUUGCUAGAAAGGGAGAAAUGCAGCUGUCAACUGUGCACACAGAACAGCUUCCCCACGGAAAGGGCACGAUCCAGAGGGGACUACCCAAAGAGGGAGAACAAAUUGGUGGCCACUCCCAAAAAGGCAUUUGCAAGGGAACCACUACCCCCAUGGAUGUAAACAAAAACAAAAUAAUCAAAUUUGAAAGGAAGAUGUUUUACCAGAACAACUACUACUUCGAGCCGAAUGCGAGAUUUCUGAAAAGCCUGCGCAGGUUUAACUUCUCCGUUUCGAAAAAUGAUGAACAGGGCGAGAUGCAUAUCCCCCACUCAGACGUGAAGGUCUUCGUGCAGUCGAACUAUAAUCUCUACUUCUUCGCGUCCAACAUGCUCUUUGGGAACUUGAGCGAAGCGGACGAAGAGGACGAAGCGGGGGAUCCUACUGCACCACCUCACAUCGGAACCCUGCUACGCCUAAAAAUACAAAAGUACGCCCAGAAGGAGGGUAAAGGCACAGGGAAGAUCCACCCCCCCAGAGUAAAACAGCUAUGCGUACAGUAUGACGAAAACAUUGAUCUCUUUGUCUUUUCCGCCCUCUCGCAAAACCUUCUCAUCGAUAACGUAAUGAUUGAGCUAUACGACGAAAGGGAAAAUAAAAAGUUGCACUUAAAUUUUGCGAAGAACAAACAUGUUAUAAAAACAGGAUUAAAUUUAAUUAAGUUAAACAUAUCAAAAAUUCUUGAAUGCAGUCAAAUAAAAUGGAAGAAUUUUUACUACAAAAUUAAUUAUGUGUUCCUCCAAGUGAAUCACUUUUGCUUUUAUCAACAGAUGGGGAUACUUCCAAAUGGGAACAUAUUGACUCCCUUUUUAAAUGUCUACACAAAAUUCAUAAAGUCUAAUUAUAUAUUAUCUGACACGAACAACUACGCCAGCUUCUUUCUGAAUCAGCUAAUUUCUCCUCUUUACAUAAAAAUAAAAACAUUACAAUCUGUUUUAAAUUGCCAUUUGGUUGCUUCAUAUUUGAACAACACUUCUUUGGUUUACAACAGCACGAACUAUGUCAAACUGGUCGUAUCCAAUUGUCAUAAGCAUGUCGACUCGAGGGAGGAGAAUGAGUUCAUUACCACACAGAGGGACACAACCAAGGGGGGUUCUCAUGUGGAUAUUCCCACCACAAGCAACUCCAACCAAAUUAAAAAUGUCUAUCUCUUCGUGAACAACAAGAACCAAGGCUCCAAUCUCCAGCACGUGAACGAAAAGUGUUCCUUACCCGAUUCGGUGUUCUUCGUCAUCGAAGCAAACGACCAUGUACAAAUUUCCGAGCCGAAGAUUUUAAAACGAGAGGACAGCUGUUUUACAAAACCAGAGGAUACAAGUGAAUGCCCUGUUGAAAAAGAAAAAGGUGAUUAUCACGACAGAUAUGACUAUUGCCACAGGGAGGAAAGGAAGAAGGACUCCUGUGCAGUUAUUUCAUUUGUCCCAGUAAGGACAAACAACCCUAACUUGGUUAACAGUGAACAGUGUGAACUCCAUUUUAAUAGUGAGAAGAACCUACACAGCUUUGAUUCACCUGAUGGGUCUUCCUCCAAUCCUGACCCUCACAGCAGGAACAACCCAGACAAGGUAAAAAUCAAAUGCGUCAUAAACAUAGAUUUGGGAAAAAAAAAAAGGAGACAAAGGAAAACAGAUCUGUAUGAAUUAUCAAAUGUGAAUUAUGUUGGACAAACACAAUUCGAUCAUUUUAUUAACUUAGAAAAAGAUUCGUCAUGCCAUCCACCAUUUAAUAACCAAAUAGUGCUUGAAAAAAAUUUCCACUUGGCCAACAUUUUUAAUGAAAAAAUUAAAACCUACAGAUCGAAAAACACCAUGUUGUAUGAAUUAAUCUUAAAUCUACAUAAAGAUAAUUACUCUGUUUUUUUAAAAAAGUUUCACGAAUCUGGCGCGAGCAGCUUGAGUCUGCUGAGUGCGAACGAUCUGAACGAGGAGGGGGGCGGGAAGAGAAACCCAAGCAACGAGGUGAGCUACUUUUAUGACGAAAUUGACAUCAACGGUUACAUCCACGGAGGGAUGAGUGUGUUCUUCCUUUUCGAGGUGACCUACGGCGAUGCGCAGGAAAAUGCCCUUCAUGAUAACGGUAGUAAUGGGUGUGAUAGGGACCACAAUUGCCGUGGUGAUGACUACAAUGGCCGUGGUGAUGACCACAAUGGUCCUGGUGAUGACCACAAUUGCCGUGGUGAUGACCACAAUUGCCGUGGUGAUGACCACAAUUGCCGUGAUAAUAACCACAAUGGCACAAAUCUGUUAAUCCACGAAAGCAUGACGGGCACCCUGUGUGUGACAUACGAAUAUCGGAGCGUUUUGGCAAUAAAGGCAUUCGAGAGGAGCCAAAAGGAAUACAUUUACACGCUGGAUGUGCCGAUCCCGCCAUUCCUGCUGCCAAUUAAUGUGCACUAUGAGAUUCCAAAGUGUGGGACGCUACACACGUCGCUCAAUGUCAAAAUUAUAUUGUCCAACAAUAUGCGGGAAGAUAUUUAUAUGAAAUAUUUUGUAUACCUGGAGGGGAGAAAAAAAAAAAAUGGUCAGUCCGAAUGUGACGAUGAAUACAAUUGGCUAAUAAAUGGAUUUAAAAAGAAGGUCCUUUUUUUACCAAAAAAUUCCUCACAUGUCAUUAAUUUGAUUAUCCUUCCUUUAAAAAUCGGCUUAAUUAACUUCCCCCCAAUUUUAUAUUACGUAAAAUUAAAUGACAGGUGGGUUGAAGUAACUGAAGUUUUGAAGAAGAGCGAGAGCUUUCAGCUUAUCAUUUCACCCUCUCUGCACUUUAGCCCCAAGGUGUGGCAAUUGGCAUAG